GAAAAAAACCCUAAUGCAAAUGUGUACCGAUAGAGAGGGAAUCCCAAAUCCUGAGGAAAACUUAUUACAGAGAUGAACGCGAGGCGAGCUAUUACCGGGAUCUUUACUCCGGUGAGACAGGGAAUCAACUCGCUGGGUCAUGACCCGAGUAAGUUUCAGCAAAUGAGAGGUAUAAGAGUGAAGGUAAGGGACGGGAACUUGGAGCGAGCGUUGGCGAUGAUGCAGCGGCUGAUGCAAUCGAGCGGAAUCGAACGGAUGAUAAAGCAGGAACAAACUCAUCACAUGAAGAAUUCUGAGAAACGCAUUUUGGCUCGCAAGAAUUUGGAGCGUAAGCUCCGAUCGCAGGACCACGCUCGCAAGCUUCAGAUGAUCCUCGUCAAGAAAGUCAGGGGUCUGUGAGGACAGCUUUGGUGGAGUUUUCUCUGUAAUUUUGCAGGAAAUUUUAAUGCUCCUUUUGAUAUCAAGGAUUGAAAUCAAGAACCUUUUCUUUCUUUCUUUCCCCCUUUUUUCCUUAGCUUGAUGAAAUGGGGAUUGACAUUUGCAUAUUUUGCUGGUUUGACAGUUCUUUCAUGAUUGGGAAUUGAAGAAUGAUGAUACAUAUUUAUGUGCAUUGAAAUAAUUACAGUGUUGACUUAUGUUG
Messenger RNA from Hibiscus syriacus, 640 nucleotides. RefSeq lists its product as uncharacterized. Gene Ontology annotation, molecular function: structural constituent of ribosome. Gene Ontology annotation, biological process: translation. Bases 73 to 399 code for a protein of 108 amino acids. NCBI's taxonomy places the organism in Eukaryota, Viridiplantae, Streptophyta, Magnoliopsida, Malvales, Malvaceae. The transcript is spliced from 3 exons. Gene Ontology annotation, cellular component: ribosome. The record is from RefSeq and is a predicted model, not a curated record.